UAGGUGCCUACCGCAUGCCGGGCAUUCUCGCCGCGCUCCUUCUUUAAGUUAGCGAACUGGCCAUCUAGUCGUGGUGGGAAAGGAAAAGUCGGAAGAGAAGAAGUCAAGGAAGAAUUCUGGGGGAUGGGGUUGCGUGACUAGACUACUUUUGUCUCCCAUGGGGUACAGCUGAGGUUUCCCUUAGCGUCAUUGUCGGUGCGCUCGCAGAGCAUCGUGGGUAGGAGGGAGAUUCGGUCUCCCAGCUCGGAAAGAUGGCGGACGCUUUCGGGGAUGAGCUCUUCAGCGUGUUUGAGGACGACUCGGCCACCGCACCCGGAACUAAAAACGACAGAGAGAAGGAGAAGGGGAAAUGGAAGGGGCCGCCAGGGUCUGCAGAAAAGGGCGGGAAACGUUUUGAUGGUAAAUUACAAUCGGAGUCAACUAAUACUGCAAAAACCAAGAGAGAUGCAGAUUUCGAGGGCACAGAUGAACCCAUAUUUGGAAAGAAGCCUAGGGUAGAAGAAUCAAUAAAUGAAGAUUUAAGUUUGGCUGACUUGAUGCCCAGAGUCAAGGUACAAUCAGUUGAAACUGUUGAAGGAUGUACACAUGAGGUUGCACUUCCUGCAGAUGAAGAUUAUUUACCACUUAAACCUCGAGUUGGAAAAGCUGCAAAGGAAUACCCGUUCAUUCUUGAUGCUUUUCAAAGAGAAGCCAUUCAGUGUGUUGAUAAUAAUCAGUCUGUUUUAGUAUCUGCACAUACAUCAGCAGGAAAAACUGUAUGCGCUGAGUAUGCCAUUGCAUUGGCCUUAAGGGAAAAACAGCGUGUAAUAUUCACUAGCCCAAUUAAGGCUCUGAGUAACCAGAAAUACCGAGAAAUGUAUGAAGAGUUUCAAGAUGUUGGUUUGAUGACCGGAGAUGUUACUAUUAAUCCUACAGCAUCUUGUCUUGUUAUGACCACAGAGAUUUUGAGAAGUAUGCUGUACAGAGGUUCUGAAGUUAUGCGAGAAGUUGCUUGGGUCAUAUUUGAUGAAAUUCAUUACAUGAGAGAUUCAGAGCGUGGUGUUGUAUGGGAAGAAACUAUUAUUUUGCUUCCUGACAAUGUCCACUAUGUCUUUCUUUCGGCUACUAUUCCAAAUGCCCGACAGUUUGCUGAAUGGAUUUGCCAUUUACAUAAACAGCCUUGUCAUGUAAUUUACACAGAUUAUCGGCCUACACCAUUGCAGCACUACAUUUUUCCAGCAGGGGGAGAUGGCCUGCACCUUGUGGUUGAUGAAAAUGGUGACUUCAGAGAAGAUAAUUUUAAUACUGCAAUGCAAGUACUUCGAGAUGCUGGUGAUUUGGCAAAAGGAGAUCAGAAGGGGCGAAAAGGAGGAACAAAAGGACCAUCAAAUGUGUUCAAGAUUGUGAAGAUGAUUAUGGAAAGAAAUUUUCAACCUGUAAUUAUUUUCAGCUUUAGUAAGAAAGAUUGUGAAGCCUAUGCACUUCAGAUGACCAAAUUAGAUUUUAACACAGAUGAAGAAAAGAAGAUGGUUGAAGAAGUAUUCAGUAAUGCCAUUGACUGCUUGUCUGAUGAAGAUAAAAAACUCCCUCAGGUCGAACAUGUACUUCCUCUUCUGAAGCGGGGAAUUGGUAUUCACCAUGGUGGCUUACUUCCUAUUUUGAAAGAAACUAUAGAAAUUCUCUUUUCCGAAGGAUUGAUAAAGGCCUUAUUUGCCACAGAGACUUUUGCCAUGGGAAUUAAUAUGCCAGCUAGAACUGUUUUAUUUACAAAUGCCCGAAAAUUUGAUGGGAAAGAUUUCCGAUGGAUUUCCUCUGGUGAAUACAUUCAGAUGUCUGGUCGAGCUGGAAGGAGGGGAAUGGAUGAUAGAGGAAUUGUGAUUCUUAUGGUGGAUGAAAAGAUGAGCCCAACGAUUGGAAAACAGCUACUUAAGGGCUCAGCUGAUCCUCUAAAUAGUGCUUUCCAUUUGACCUACAACAUGGUUUUGAACUUGCUACGUGUAGAAGAAAUUAAUCCUGAGUACAUGUUGGAAAAAUCCUUUUACCAGUUUCAACAUUAUAGAGCAAUUCCAGGAGUAGUAGAGAAGGUAAAGAACUCAGAAGAACAGUAUAAUAAAAUAGUAAUACCAAAUGAGGAAAGUGUUGUCAUCUAUUAUAAGAUUAGACAGCAGCUUGCCAAACUGGGUAAAGAAAUUGAAGAAUAUAUUCACAAACCAAAAUACUGCUUACCAUUUCUACAGCCAGGUCGUUUGGUAAAGGUAAAGAAUGAAGGAGAUGAUUUUGGCUGGGGAGUAGUGGUAAAUUUCUCCAAAAAGUCAAAUGUCAAGCCUAAUUCUGGUGAACUGGAUCCUUUAUAUGUAGUAGAAGUACUUCUGCGCUGUAGCAAAGAAAGUUUGAAAAAUUCAGCUACUGAGGCUGCAAAACCAGCUAAGCCUGAUGAGAAAGGAGAGAUGCAGGUUGUUCCAGUUUUGGUGCACCUCCUGUCUGCUAUCAGCAGUGUUAGGCUUUAUAUUCCUAAAGACCUUCGGCCAGUGGAUAAUAGACAGAGUGUUUUAAAGUCAAUACAGGAAGUUCAGAAACGUUUUCCUGAUGGUGUUCCCUUAUUAGAUCCUAUUGAUGAUAUGGGCAUUCAAGAUCAAGGGCUGAAAAAAGUCAUCCAGAAAGUAGAGGCUUUUGAACAUAGAAUGUAUUCUCAUCCACUUCACAAUGAUCCAAAUUUGGAAACAGUGUAUACUCUUUGUGAAAAAAAAGCACAGAUUGCAAUAGAUAUUAAAUCUGCAAAGCGAGAACUAAAGAAAGCAAGAACUGUCCUACAAAUGGAUGAGCUCAAAUGCCGCAAACGUGUUUUAAGGAGGUUGGGAUUUGCUACUUCUUCUGAUGUCAUAGAGAUGAAAGGACGAGUGGCUUGUGAGAUAAGCAGUGCUGAUGAACUCCUUCUAACUGAGAUGAUGUUUAAUGGCCUUUUCAAUGACCUGUCUGCAGAACAGGCAACGGCACUACUAAGCUGCUUCGUGUUUCAAGAGAAUUCAAGUGAGAUGCCCAAAUUAACUGAGCAGUUAGCAGGACCACUUCGUCAAAUGCAGGAAUGUGCUAAAAGAAUUGCAAAAGUUUCAGCAGAAGCCAAAUUGGAAAUUGAUGAGGAAACUUAUCUAAGCUCAUUCAAACCUCACUUAAUGGAUGUAGUGUAUACCUGGGCAACGGGAGCAACAUUUGCUCAUAUCUGCAAGAUGACAGAUGUCUUUGAAGAAUCUUCAGGCUCCACGUUGAAUGUGGAGCCUGAUGUGGGCUUGAUCUCAUGAACACAAGAUCAUGACCUGAGCCGAAAUCAACAGUCAGAUGCUUCACAGACUGAGCCACCCAGGCACACCCCAACAAGAAUAAUGUUUUUAAUUUUCGGUAAUAAAAUGGAAUAAUGCCAUCACAGAUAAACAGAUGAUCCUACUAAGUCAUAUUUGUGUGGUGUUUUUUGUUUUUUUUUUUUCCUCUUUGGUUUUAUUUGCUUGGCAGUAACCUCAAGGCUUGCUGUAUUGAUUCCACUUAAAAGAGCUGAAAAUGCUGUCCAUCACUGCAUUUCUAAUAACAAACUUGGCCUCAGUCAGAUGUUACUUCAGCAUGAAUCAGAUUAAUAUGCAGAAUUUUUAAAGACUGUAAGAUAAUUGUUACUCAACUGAACAGACAUUUUAAAUGAAAAAAUGGCAGAGGGAAUAUGAAAGAAAUAAGAAUUACAAGAAGCAAAAAAACCCCACAGUAUUUAAAGAAGACCGUUUUAGAAAUGUUUUAUUCAUUUCAAAAAUAUUGGCUUAUGUAGAUAUUUAUAAUGGUGAAUGGUAUUUAUCAAAUUAGAGAUUUACGUUAAACUCUUUAAAAAUGAAAGUAAAUGAGCUUGCAGUUUGUAGAGAUUAUUAUAAUAAUAUUUUAAAUGCUGUUGUUACUAUUUUUAAGAGAAAUUAUAUUUUGGGACAUCCAAUAUUAUAUGCUUUUAAACUAACAUUAUUAAAGACUAUUAAUCGAUGAAUCAUUGAUUUUUAUGAUGCAAAGGUCAAACAUCUCUGCAACAGAAUAUUAGAGCCUUUACUAUACUACAUUGAACUUCAUUGGUUUUAAGUUUUAAUGUUGACGUUUAUAGCAUUUUUUUAUUAUGGUGUCCUGUUACAUGGUGUAUAUGGUGUCACAAAGUUUAUUUCUAAGCCUCCAUUAAAUGAUCAUUUAGUGAUAUGGUUCUAGAAUCUUGCUCUAUUAUGUGACUACUGUGUGCCAGGCAUUGUGCUAGUAAACACUUUAUAUAAUUUACAUCUAAUCACCAAAGUGAUUAACUCAGGGUAGAUAUUAUUUCUUCUCUGUUCAAGAAAGCUGAGUUUUUAAAAAGUAAUUUUCCCAACGUCAUGGAGGUGUGGUAUAUGAUGGCACUAGGAUUUGAACCUCGGCCUCUGUGAUUACAAAUCACAUGAUAGUUUAUAACUGCAUCUAAGCACCCUAAUGUCUUAUCCUUGAAUUUCGGAUCUAGAGACUUCUUAAAUCCUAACCUAGAUUGCACCAUCUCCAUCCACUGACACUUCAUGCUUGUAGGAAUGGUAAGAGGGUAUUUAUAACAGUUUCAUGGUGAGUAGCCAUAGCUUAGGAUGUGAGAAGAGGAAAGCGUGACACACUUAACUUGUGAACACUGCAUAACACACAGGAAACUUGGUAUGUGUGUGACCACUUGCGCAGUGUAAAGCACUUGCGUAGUGUAAAGCUGCCAUACGGCACCACCACUCUUUGUCUGGCAUCUUUUUGGAACAUAAGACUGAAAUUAAUGACUGUUCUAUGCGUAGGUAAUUCCAAGCUAUUAUGCUCAUAUUUAUAGAACAUCUGCUUCUCUGAGAAGUCAGACACAAUGACAUAAUAGUGGUUCAUAGCAGAUAGUUUGUUUUGUUUGAAGAAAAAUCAAGGGGCAGGAGAUCUGCAAAUCUGGAGAGCCCUAUAAAAUUGUCUUUGUGCAUUAUUUUUCUGUUCUUUGUACUUAAAUGGAAGAAUUAUCACAGUAUCGGAGAUAGAUCUGAAACUGCUAAAAUUGAAGACAGUUUGGUGUCUUAGAGCAUACCAGCAUUCCUGAAAUCUAUUUUGCCCCUUUCCAAUUCCUUGGGGCUAUUUGUACAUCACAAUUUGUGUGAGAAAUCUAAGUUUGAAAAUCUGAGGAAUUCAGUUUAUAACUAUAACUUGAAGUUGGGUCUGACAUCAGUGUAAUCUUCAUGUUUUUCUAGUCUGGUUGCCAUUAUAUCAGCUAUACUUUUUCUUUGUAAAAUUGGGAUAGACUGUAUAUUAACUCUUAAAAAUAAAACGUAAGUAAACAGCAGAAAAAUAACUGAGAACCUUGAUUUACUUAGGAUAGUCCAUCCUUUUUCCAGCAUACUGUGUGUCCCCCCCACUCCCGCCCUUUACUUACCCUGCUGUUAUUUAGUUCUUCCAUUUCAGAAUAGCUAUUCUCUCAACUUGUUAUAGUACAUGUUUUAUAUGAUUGGGAAAAUACUGUAACCAGAGUUCUAGCCCAUAGUAUAUUGUGUCUUGUAUGGGCACAAAAUGAUUGCAUUGGAAAUUUAAAAUGCACUUUGUGGAAAACAUAUUUGUUACUAGUUUGAUUCUUAAUUAUCUUUUUUUUUUUUUAAUGUUUAUUUUUGAGAGACAGAGUAUGAGUAGGGGAGGGGCAGAGAGAGAGAGGGAGACACAGAAUCCAAAGCAGGCUCCAGACUCUGAGCUGUCAGCACAGAGCCUGAAGCAGGGCUCGAACCAACGAACCAUGAGAUCAUGACCUGAGCUCAACCGACUAAAGCCACCCAGGCGCCCCUUAAUUUUUUUUUUAUAUGAAAAUAAAAGUGAUCCUUUCAUGUCAUUUCAGAGGUAGUUUUAACUAUUUUUCAGACAUUAACUGGCACAAGUUAACAUUUUAAUGAUAAACACCACGUGUUUGAAGGGAUGCCUAAUGCAAGAGAGGAGCUUAUACUGUGAUUCAAUUGAGGAAGUUUGAAGACUUCAUACAAAUAUUUACUUCCUUUGUAUCACCCUGAAAACAAAACGGUAUAAUGUGGUUUUUUUUUCUUAUUUCUAUCAAACUAAA
This is a messenger RNA of Panthera uncia (snow leopard), 6067 nucleotides long. It is a transcript of the gene MTREX, whose product is annotated as Mtr4 exosome RNA helicase. Gene Ontology annotation, cellular component: nucleus. The transcript is spliced from 26 exons. Gene Ontology annotation, molecular function: RNA helicase activity; ATP binding; RNA binding. NCBI's taxonomy places the organism in Eukaryota, Metazoa, Chordata, Mammalia, Carnivora, Felidae. The record is from RefSeq and is a predicted model, not a curated record. Bases 252 to 3275 code for a protein of 1007 amino acids. Gene Ontology annotation, biological process: RNA catabolic process; maturation of 5.8S rRNA.